Molecule: messenger RNA, 807 nt
Organism: Coccidioides immitis RS
Lineage: Eukaryota; Fungi; Ascomycota; Eurotiomycetes; Onygenales; Onygenaceae
Exons: 3
Coding region: 1-807 (268 amino acids)
Source: RefSeq, a predicted model, not a curated record
AUGAACUGGCCACUGCUUUCAAAGGCCCAGGAUUCUCGCUCUUCGCAAGAUAGCAGAGAUCCCCGCUGGGAGACGGAUCUCUAUGGCAGAUUUGCAGCUGGUAUAUUUUCAGUAAUUUCUAUCUCCUUGUUCGCCGCGGCCGUGCCGCGUUGGGACUCGGGCUUGGUGGAAGCGACGGGCUCGACAUUGGGUAAAUGGCAGGAUAUUAUGCCGAUUGUGAUGCUUGGCUUUUCAUUUUUGUUUAAUGUGACCAACAUAGUGUACACCACAUACCUCUUCGAAUCUCUCCACCGGAUUGCGAGACUGGUCGGGGAUGCCCUCAUUUGCGCCUCCUUCGUGCCCGCAAUUUUUUUCGCAAUAUGGCACGCCAACUUUCGGGUUUGGAGACCCGCUGUAACAGAUGGGUUGGCGGUCAUCAUCUGCACCGAAGAAAACAAGUUUGCACGAGAAUGCUUUCCUAAUUUGUAUGAAAUUGGAUCUCUGGAGCUCGGUGCUGUGGUGUUUUCCGGUGUUGUAUGGUUGGUGCACUUGAUGCUGUUUCUUUACACCAUAUAUGCGAUCUAUGCUCCUGAGCCGAAACAAAAGUGUCGUCCACGUUUCCACGAUCAUUAUUAUGGCCACAACAGGCAUCACAAGCAACGGCAUGGUGGUCACCGUCGCCAUAGACACCGUCGACGCCGGCAAGAAAAGAAAGAGCGAAUUUUUGUUCGACUGGAUGACUGUGAGUAUGGUGUCAAGGGGGAUUUCUACACGCCAUAUCAUCAAAUAGUUGAGGAAGUGCGAUAUCCAGGGUCAGCGAUGGGCUAA